This is a messenger RNA of Pistacia vera, 2270 nucleotides long. RefSeq names its product probable methyltransferase PMT2. The record is from RefSeq and is a predicted model, not a curated record. The transcript has 7 exons. Gene Ontology annotation, molecular function: methyltransferase activity. Lineage: Eukaryota; Viridiplantae; Streptophyta; Magnoliopsida; Sapindales; Anacardiaceae. Gene Ontology annotation, cellular component: trans-Golgi network; cytoplasm; endosome. The coding region runs from base 221 to 2068 and encodes 615 amino acids.
AAACAUCGUACUUUUCAACCAAAAACAACAGCGCUUUAACACCCAAAUCUAAUCCAACUCCGUACUUUUCAACCAAAAGAAAAUUCAAUCAUCUCUUCUCUAUUAUUUAUCUAAACAAAACGACUGAAACUCACAACAACUUCUUCUUCACGCUUAGAAUUGCUAUUCUUUUUCGUCGUCAAUGUCUUGAUUACUCCUCUCUUCUCCUCGCAAGUACGCAAUGGCAACAAAAGGAAACUCAGGAGACAGCAGAACUAGGGGCUCAGUGUCAUUGUUCAUUAUAUUUGGAUUAUGCUGUUUUUUCUAUAUCUUGGGUGCAUGGCAGCGGAGUGGGUUUGGGAAAGGUGACAGAAUAGCUAUAGACAUCACCAGACAGACAGACUGUGGUAUCCUCAAUAAUCUGAAUUAUGAGACUCAUAAUGAUGGUGAUGAGGGGGCAACAGAUGAUUCAAAAUCUAUAGUCCAGGAUUUCAAGCCAUGUGAUGAUCGAUAUAUUGAUUACACACCCUGUCAAGAUCAAAUGAAGGCAAUGACAUUCCCCCGGGAAAAUAUGAACUACAGGGAACGACAUUGCCCUCUUAAAGAAGAGAAGUUAAAUUGUCUUAUUCCAGCUCCAAAAGGAUAUGUAACUCCAUUUCCUUGGCCAAAGAGUCGUGACUAUGUACCCUACGCAAAUGCACCUUAUAAGAGCUUGACAGUUGAGAAGGCUGUUCAGAACUGGAUUCAAUAUGAGGGCAAUGUGCUUAAAUUUCCUGGUGGAGGAACACAGUUUCCUCACGGGGCAGUUGCAUAUAUAAACGAACUUGCAUCUGUCAUCCCAAUGGAUAACAGGAUGGUUAGAACAGCUCUCGAUACUGGAUGCGGGGUUGCAAGCUGGGGUGCAUACCUAUUUAAUAAGAAUAUUGUAACGAUGUCAUUUGCACCAAGAGACUCUCAUGAAGCACAGGUUCAAUUUGCUUUGGAAAGAGGUGUACCGGCAGUUAUCGGUGUCCUUGGAACUAUAAAGCUACCAUAUCCUUCUAGGGCUUUUGACAUGGCUCAUUGUUCUCGAUGCUUGAUUCCUUGGAGUUCAAAUAAUGGAACGUACAUGAUGGAAGUUGAUCGAGUCCUUAGACCAGGUGGUUACUGGGUGCUUUCUGGUCCUCCCAUUAAUUGGAGGACUAAUUUCCAAGCAUGGCAACGCCCUAAAGAGGAACUUGAGGAAGAACAGAGAAAAAUUGAAGAGAUUGCCAAGCUUCUCUGCUGGGAAAAGAAGUAUGAAAAGGGUGAAACUGCCAUCUGGCAGAAAAGAAAAAAUGACGCUAAUUGCCGGGAGAAAGAUUCUCAACCUACCAUGUGUCAACCCACGAAUGCAGAAAACAUCUGGUAUAAGAAGAUGGAGGGUUGUGUGACUCCUUUUCCUGAGACUACUGGACAAGAUGAAGUUGCUGGGGCACCAUGGAUACCAUUUCCGGAAAGACUCAAUGCUGUUCCAUUCAGAAUAUACAGUGGGUCCAUUCCAGGAGUAUCUGCUGAGGUAUACCAGGAAGACAAUCGGUUGUGGAAGAAGCAUGUGAAUGCUUAUAAGAGGGUUAACAAAAUAAUUGAUUCAGGGAGGUAUCGCAACAUAAUGGAUAUGAAUGCUGGUUUGGGAAGUUUCGCUGCAGCCAUUCAAUCUCCCAAAUUGUGGGUUAUGAAUGUUAUGCCUACAAUAGCUGAGAAGGACACUCUUGGUGUUAUUUAUGAGCGUGGAUUAAUCGGCAUAUAUCAUGAUUGGUGUGAAGGGUUCUCCACGUACCCCAGGACAUAUGACCUUAUUCAUGCAAGUGAUGUUUUCAGCUUGUAUAAGGAUAAGUGUAAUGCUGAAGAUAUUCUUCUGGAAAUGGAUCGUAUCUUGCGGCCUGAAGGAGCAGUCAUAUUUCGCGAUCAAGUGGAUGUGCUAAAAAAGGUGAAGAAAAUAGCAGGAGCAAUGAGGUGGAAAACAAAAAUGAUUGAUAAUGAGGAUGGCCCUCUUGCCUCAAUAAAGAUAUUAUUUGCUGUCAAGAAGUACUGGGUUGCUGGAGAAAACAGUACCACAUCCUCUCAGUGAAUGAGAUAUAAGAUGGUGUGAUUCCACAGGGGAACGAUUUUUACUGUAGUUAACCAUAGGUGUCUCCGCCAGUAGCAACCCAGUAACAUGGCUUCUACUGCAUUUAAUUUUGAUCCUAUCCUUUUUUUUUUGAAGGUAGAUAUAGAAAUAUAGAUGGGAUGUAUUAUUUCAUAAAGAUUCAUGGUUUGUUUGUUUUUUUCUA